Molecule: messenger RNA, 468 nt
Organism: Heterostelium album PN500
Lineage: Eukaryota; Evosea; Eumycetozoa; Acytosteliales; Acytosteliaceae
Gene: rps11
Product: 40S ribosomal protein S11
Exons: 2
Coding region: 1-468 (155 amino acids)
Biological process (GO): translation
Cellular component (GO): cytosolic small ribosomal subunit; ribosome
Molecular function (GO): structural constituent of ribosome
Source: RefSeq, a predicted model, not a curated record
AUGGCUGAUGUCCAAGCAGAAAAAGCUUUCCAAAAGCAAUUGUGUGUUUUCACCAGAAGCGUCCAAUCCAAGACCAUCAAGGGUAAGGAAGGUAUCAGAUACUACAAAUCGAUCGGUCUCGGUUACCGUGUACCAAAGGAUGCCAUCGAUGGUACCUACGUCGACAAGAAGUGCCCAUUCACCUCUAACGUUUCCAUCCGUGGAACCAUCUUGAAGGGUGUUGUCGUCUCAACCAAGAUGAGAAGAACCAUCAUCAUGCGUAGAGAUUACCUCCAUUACAUCAAGAAGUACAACCGUUUCGAGAAGAGACACUCUAACAUCUCUGCCCACGCUUCACCAGCUUUCAACAUCAAGGAUGGUGACUCUGUUACCAUCGGUCAAUGUCGUCCACUCGCCAAGACCGUCAAGUUCAACGUCAUCAAGCACGACCCAUCCGCUGCCUCCAAGAAGCAAUUCAAGGCUUUCUAA